AUGCCCAUUACAAGAACCUCUUUGACCUCAGUGAUACCCCAAUACAAGAACCUCUACGACCCUAGGGAUAACCAUUACAAGAACCUCUAUGACCCCAGUGAUGACCAUUGCAAGAACUUUUACAGUGCUAGUGAUGCUGAUCACAAGAACCUCUAUGACUCCAGUGAUGUCCAAUACAAGAGCCUCUAUGACCCCAAUUAUGUCCUUUACAAGAACCUCUACAACCGCAGUGAUGCCCAUUAUAAGAUCCUGUAUGACCCCAGUGAAACAAGAACCCGGUGCGGGUCCAUUGAGGGGCUGACGGAGGCGGAUGCUAUGCCGGAGCUGCCAGAUAAGAACAGUGGGAACGGGGCCUUAGGGGUGGUCAGGUCAGUGACGGACCCUCGCGAUGGCAAACGUGUCGCCCUCAAGAAGAUGCCAAAUGUCUUCCAGAACCUGGUGUCUUGCAAGCGGGUCUUCAGGGAACUGAAAAUGCUCUGCUUCUUCAAACACGACAAUGUCCUGUCCGCCCUGGAUAUCCUGCAGCCCCCUCAGAUCGACUGCUUCGAAGAGAUAUAUGUGAUCACCGAGCUGAUGCAGACCGACCUGCACAAGGUGAUCGUGUCCCCACAGCCGCUCAGCGCCGACCAUAUCAAGGUCUUCCUGUACCAGAUUCUGCGAGGGCUGAAGUACUUACACUCUGCUGGGAUCCUGCACAGGGACAUCAAGCCAGGAAACUUACUGGUCAACAGCAACUGUGUGCUCAAGAUCUGUGACUUUGGUCUGGCUCGGGUGGAGGAACUGGACGAGUCUCAGCACAUGACCCAGGAGGUGGUGACCCAGUACUACCGGGCCCCGGAGAUCCUUAUGGGAAGCCGGCAUUACCAAAACGCCAUCGACAUCUGGUCCGUGGGCUGUAUCUUUGCUGAGCUGCUAGGGAGGAGGAUCCUGUUCCAGGCCCAGAGCCCCAUCCAACAGCUGGACCUGAUCACAGACCUCCUGGGGACUCCGCCUCUCACUGCCAUGCGGUCCGCCUGCGAGGGAGCCAGAGCCCACAUACUACGCGGCCCCCACAAGCCGCCGUCUCUCUCUGUCCUGUAUAUGCUGUCUGGUGAAGCCACACACGAAGCCGUUCACCUCCUGUGCCGAAUGCUGCUGUUUGAUCCGGCCAAGAGGAUCUCGGCUAAGGAUGCCUUGGCCCACCCGUACCUGGAAGAAGGUCGUCUCCGUUACCACACAUGUAUGUGUCACUGCUGCUACUCCGUGUCGUCCGGCCGCGUCUACACCGCCGACUUCGAGCCCACGGCCUCCGACCGAUUCGAUGACUCGUACGAGAAGAGCCUCACUUCCGUCUGGCAGGUCAAAGAGCUGGUUCAUCGCUUCAUCACAGACCAACAACAGGGAAAACGGCCCCCGCUGUGUAUCAACCCCCACUCUGCCGCCUUCAAAACCUUCAUCAGGUCCACGGCAUGGCAUUCCUCAAAAGUUUCCAAGAAAGAAGAAAGAUGAGCAGAAUCCCGGCGAAUCUCCGGAUAUUGGGGAUGAAGUCUGAGAAUCGGCUGUUAUCCGUUCACGGCAUG
Messenger RNA from Nanorana parkeri, 1559 nucleotides. Its product is annotated as serine/threonine-protein kinase NLK2-like. The transcript is spliced from 14 exons. Bases 1 to 1488 code for a protein of 495 amino acids. NCBI's taxonomy places the organism in Eukaryota, Metazoa, Chordata, Amphibia, Anura, Dicroglossidae. Gene Ontology annotation, cellular component: cytoplasm; nucleus. Gene Ontology annotation, biological process: protein phosphorylation; intracellular signal transduction. The record is from RefSeq and is a predicted model, not a curated record. Gene Ontology annotation, molecular function: ATP binding; MAP kinase activity.